This is a messenger RNA of Pectinophora gossypiella (pink bollworm), 1488 nucleotides long. RefSeq lists its product as uncharacterized. The coding region runs from base 530 to 961 and encodes 143 amino acids. The record is from RefSeq and is a predicted model, not a curated record. The transcript is spliced from 4 exons. NCBI's taxonomy places the organism in Eukaryota, Metazoa, Arthropoda, Insecta, Lepidoptera, Gelechiidae.
AGGAUUGAGAUACCUACCGUGCUGUUCAGUAUAUCGGGCCGGUCAACAACGUAUCAAGAAGAUUCUCAUACAAGACAAUCAAGACUUUUAUUUCAGCAAUUUUAUUUCAGCAUUAUAAUAUAUUUCGACGCUACAUAUUGUUUUUGCAACAUAACCGUGAGUCAACAAUUUAUAUUACUCCGGUCAAGAACAUCGUCGCAUCAUUUUAUUCAAGAUUUUCAUUCAAGACAGCAAAAAUAUUUUCAAGAUUUCGCGCCGUUUUCGCUUCAAGAAACAAACGAAGAUCGGCAUACGUCACACGGAACGGAACAAAACGGUUUGACAAAUAUACUUCACGAACCUAGAAACCGCGCCAAAAGCACGACUUCGCGCGCGAUCGUCCUUUUUUUUAUUUUUUACUUUUUUAUUUGUCUGUGGUUUCAUUCAUGACGCAUGCGCGUUUUGUUUGACGGACGUUGAUGCGUGUUAUCACUUGUUAUCUUGUAAACUUUACUUGUAAAAAGUUCAAAUAGUGUAAUUGUGCAGUGAAAUGGCGGAGAAAUCUCAUUCUACCAAGGGUUUAAAGGAGGCAGUGGCCUCGCGAGGUUACUUAAAAGAUCGUGAAAUAAGGCGUCGUGAACCCCGCAUAGAAAACCCGCCUCCGACCACUACAAUGACUUCUCCAGCCACUCCACUGAGCAAAAUUAAUUUGCCACCAAUAGAGCUUCCCACCUUCAGUGAUACAUAUACUGCUCGGGCAUACCAGCUCGAUAGAGACAUGGAGAAGGAGCCAACGCUGAACGACUUCCUGAGCUUCCUCGAUCAAAGAGCUCUGGCGCUGGAAAAUGCUGAGCCAGGGAAUGCUCAGUACCGGUCACCGAAUGCAAAGGUGGUAACACAUGUUACCAAGGAGGAGCAAGCCUGUGUAUACUAUCCUGCUGCCGACGGAGUUACCCAGCAGCAGUCGAGCGACGCCGCAUAGCGCGAGGCAACCCAGUCUCAUCAACACUAAGUUCGGGUAUAUUAUUGCAGGGAGUUUGCCACAAAGGAGUAUCAACAAAGUCUGUAACAAGGUAUCUUUAAAAUGUAUUACUUGUGAAGCUGAUGUUGAUAACACAUUAACUCAAUUUUGGAAGACUGAAAGUGUCCCACAAAUAUUUAAUGAAACAAAUUCAGAACAAGAACUGACUGAACAUAUUUUUCAAAAUACUGUGCAGUUAAAGGAUAAACAGUUUGAAGUGGCCUUGCCUUUGAAGCUGCCUAUCGGCGAUAUUAAUGAUACUUUAGGUGAAUCCUUUCAUUUUGCUUUAAAACGAUUUUUGAAUUUGGAGAAAAAAUUACAUAAUAAUCCCAAUCUUUUCUCCGAGUAUAAAAAGUUCAUUGAUGAAUAUAUAUCUCUAAACCAUGGCCAUUAUGUAGACAUUGAGCAGUAUGACUUGAAUAAAGAUGCGGUGUAUUUUUUACCCCAUCAUGCAGUAAUUAAAGAAGGUAACAAAACAACAAAAUUGC